Messenger RNA from Stegostoma tigrinum, 5385 nucleotides. It is a transcript of the gene ccdc97, whose product is annotated as coiled-coil domain containing 97. The coding region runs from base 184 to 1248 and encodes 354 amino acids. Lineage: Eukaryota; Metazoa; Chordata; Chondrichthyes; Orectolobiformes; Stegostomatidae. The transcript has 5 exons. The record is from RefSeq and is a predicted model, not a curated record.
CCGCGAUUAAUUUCCCCGAAAUCGGACCUUGUUUAAGGUCGAAACUGGUCCCUUACCCUUUGGGUUCCGGGUUGUAAAUGUUUGUGCUGAAGUAUCUCCCGACAAAUACUCGGCGCAAAAUAAAAAUGGAGGUGGUUGUGGGUGAAAUGUGAAGCGGUCGAUCGAGAAGACUUUUCGAAAAGGAUGGAAGGCUCACAGACACAAGAUCUCUUACAAGAUGUUCCAAAAGUGAGUGACGCUUCUGCAGACAGUGUCACUCAGGAGACCAAUUCACAGAUGGAAGGGAUGCUUAUAGUCUCCACUGAGGGUCAUGUUACCCCAGGUGAUGUUGUGGAACAGAUCAAAUCCACUGUUUGUACCUCAGCAGGGGAGAUUGGAGAUGCCGCCAGAAUGUUGAAGGAGCCUCAUGACCAGCAACAGGAAGAUGCUAUGAAUGCUUCACUGAACGGCAUGUUUCAUACGAUUGCCAGUAGCAAAGUACAGAUCAAAAGCCAGCAGAAGGAUGAGCCUGAUCUCAUGUAUGAACAGAAGUUGGAUAUCAUCAAGGAUCUUUUCUGGUGUAAGCCAGUGGUGUUCCUUGAACGUUUUCACAAAGUGAUCAAAGAAGAGCAUCUUGUCUGUUUUAAUCAUUUAGCUGACAACUACGAAGUAACUUUUUACUGUAAAGAAAUUAGGAAGUCUUCCAUGAAGAAAACUGCCCGAACAAAUGUUCGCAACAAGAGGUACGCGGCCCUGCAGCAGCUGAUUAAAGAUGGUGAGUAUUUCAGUGACGAGCAGAUGCGAACUCGAGAUCCUUUGCUGUACCAGCAGUACAUUAGACAAUACAUGACGGAGGAGGAGUUGUUGGCUGAGAACAGCAAAAGCCUGAGCAAUGCCAUGUGCUUGUCUGAUCUGCUGAUGAGCACUUAUCAGGAGAAAAUUGUCCAGGAAAGGUUGCAGUGGCAAAAGGAAAGAGAGGAUGCCUGUGUGGAAGAGGAAGAAGAUGAUGAGGAGGAAGAUGACGACACGGAGUCUAAAGCUGCAGACUGGAUACCCAGUGACGAUGAGAGAAGCAUGCUGAGGGAAGAAUUUGUGAGUCGCAUGUACCAACGCUUUCUGGAUGGGGAAGACAGAGACUUCGAUUAUAGUACUGUUGAUGACAACCCGGAUUUUGACAACCUUGACAUCAUAAGUCGUGACGAAGAGGAGAGAUACUUUGAUGAGGAGGAGCCAGUGGAAGUUGAAGAUAUGGAGAUGGACAAGGAUUAAACAGUCUUCAGUUUAUAUGUUUUUUUUACAGUUUUAGAUUUAACAAUAUUUCCAAAUCUCUCUUUUUCAAGGACACCGUUAGUGACCAACUGUGUAGUUCUGUGCACAUUGUAAAACAAUUUCUUCUUCCUGUUUUUAAUAACAGUGUAAUUGGCCAGUUUCUGUUGUUCUAUUGAUUUCUGUGGUGUUAAAUUUUUUUUUCAGUUUUAUGUACUAUGGAAGAUGAAACAAACUGCUGACAGACAACAAACAAAUUCCCAUGAUGGCUCAGUGGGGAAAUGCACCAUCUAGAAAUCAACAGAACCUUGCCUCCAGGUUUAGUUUCUGGUCCCUGAGGAGACAGCUGGGAAGGAAGGAUUGGACCCUGCACCUUUUGUUUAGGUGCUAAAAUCAAUCAGCUUUUAUUUUUCCAAAUUGAACUCUGGUGCCCUCUGUUUGUUAAAAGUGAGUGCUUGAUGAGGCUCUCCACAACUGAAUUUAAAAAAUAUGUAAUCAAAAUUUGCUUGUUUUUCACUGAAGUAAUGACAACUCUCUCACACCUCAGAACUCAGUGAUACCUAUAAGCCAGUUCCCUCAAGCAUUUGUUUCCGCAAAUGCGGGAAGAAGUAGUCUGGAGAAAGGUAAAAACGAAAUAUGUGUACUCUUCCCAACUUGUUUUGGGAUAUGGCCUCCUGGGUACCCAGAAAUCUGGAGGCCAUUCUUUCCAGUUGGUAGAGUAUCCACAAACACCUUGACCCUGAGCAGCCUGACCUCAAGUUCAUAAGUGCAGUUUCCAGCAGGAAUUUUUUGGUGGUUACUGCUGCCCUGGUCUAGCUGAGGUCUGCAAACUAGGUUUAUUGUGAGGAUUAAACCCAAGGGCUGUUGGUUCAUAUGGAUGAGUUCCUUAUUGAGUGUGUUCUUACUAAUAAACUGUGUAAAGAGUACAGAAGGAUAGGCAGCCUGUGAUGUGACAUUGUGAUGCCCUGACACACUCUACGAUGCAUUGCAGAAUCCCAUCAGGCAUUGCAUGUUCUCUUUCUUAUACAUGGUUAGAAUGACAUGAUAAAGAGCUGUUUGUUACCCCCCACAUGAGACAGAACCGCUCCUUGUGAACUGUUACAAUAAGUAUUGCCAGAUCACACUCACCUGAUUGGCAAUGGGACUCCGGAAAUAGGGAAAGUAAGAGUGUGGGAACUAAUGACAGACAUGCCUUUUAUAGGAAAAAUAUAGCUCUGAUUUGCUGGUAAUUAUUUGGAGUAUCUUCUGAAACAAUAUCUUAUUUCUUUAAGACUCACACUAUCCUGUUUAUGAUUUCAUCUCCAUGUUCCCACCCUGGUUUUGAUAUUUAACCAUGUGCUGUACAGAAUUAGUGUUUUAAUCAGCUUUUUAAGCAACUUGAAGUCAGUUGAAAAAUUUAAAUGUCUUUCAUUAAAUGCUUUACAUUUUAUUAUUAAUGAUGUUGCAGCUUCUCCCCGUCAGUGUUGGAAAGUUACUGGAAGCUUAAGUGUUGUUUUCAUUGUUUUGCCUUCUUUUAACAACUGGAGAUUAUUUGCUCAAUAAUCCACAGGAGUGGCCAGUUUUGAAUAGUAGGGUUUGAUUGUGUGAUGGCUGUGUUAUUGAACUAGUAAUCAAGAGAGUGGAUGUUGAAAUUCCACCAUGGGAGUUUGAGAAUUUGAAUUAAAAUUUUUACAAUCUGAAUGAAACUGGCACAUAUUUGUCAGCUUUCAUUGAAAAUCCAACAAGUUCACUAAUAUUCUUUUAGGGAGAAAACUAGCUCUGAAUCUUUACAUGACUCCAGUCCCACACCACUAUUAGUGACUCUUAACUGCCCUCUGUGGGGCAGAGAAAGACGAGGAGGCCACUUAGCUCCUGAAUCCUGUUCUGCCCUUCACUGAAAUUGUGGCUGGUCUACAUUCUAAUUCCACACACCUGCCUUUGCUCCUUAUCAUUUAAUACCUUUGAUUAUCAAGAAACUAGAAAUAUCAAUUUUGAAAUUAACAAGUGAUGUAGCAUUAAUUGCUCAAUUGAGGAGAGUUCUGAACCGCUACCAGUUUUUGUGUGUUGAAGUGUUCCUGAUUUCACUUCUGAAAGAGUUGGCUCUUAUGUUUAUACUGUGCUCCUAGACCUCUGAACCAGAGGAAAUAGUUUCCUUCUAGUUUACCUCAUACUUGAUCUUUUGGAAGCUGAGCCCAUCUUCCGUCUGAAACAUAUAAUCAUACAAAUUCAGCCCCUCAAACCUGCUCCCCAUUCAGUAAGAUCAUGCUCACCUGAAUGGAGCCUCAAACCCACAUUACCAUCCACCCCAAUAACUUUUUAUUGCAUUGCUUAAUAAGAAUCUAUCUAUCCUUGCUUUUAAAAAUGUUCAAGAAUUAUGCUUUGAUUGUGCUUUGAGAAAGAGAGGUCCAGAGAUUCGUGACUCUCUGAGAGAAAAAGAACUGCCUCACCCUUGAUGGAAAAAGACCAUCCUGAUUUUUAAACAGUGACCCCCUAGUUCCAGAUUCUCCCAUUAGAAGAAACAUCCUUUCCUCAUCCACCCUGUGAGGAACCCUCAGAAUCUUACAUGUUUCAAUAAAAUCACCUCUUACUCCUCUAAAAGUCAACAACAAAAAGCCAACUCUGUCCGUCCUUUCCUCAUAAGACAAACCACCACAUCUCCCCCCCGAAUAAAGGUAUAAGUCUAGUUAACCUUCUGUGAACUUACUCUAAUGAAUUUAUAUAUUUCCAUAGAUAAGGUGCCCCCUAAAACUGAAGUAUUCAAUUUUCCCUGUGAUAUCUGAGGACAUUCUAUUAGUUUUCCUAAUUACUUGCUGUACAUGUACAAUAAGCUUUUUAUGAUUUGUGCCUAGGGCACCCAGAUCCGUCUGCAUCUCAGAACUCUGCAAUUACUCAUCAUUGGUGAGGGGACAGAGAUUUAAAAAAGACAUAGGAGGCAAUUUUUUUUACACAGAGGGUGGUUCGUGUGUGGGAUGAAUUUCCUGAUGAAGUGGUGAAUGUGUGUACAGUUACAACAUUUAAAAGACAGUUUGAUGGAUAUACGAAUAGGAAAGGUUUGGAGGGAUGUGGGUUGUAAGUAGGCAGGUGGGACUAGUUUUGUUUAGCUCGGCAUGGACUGGGUGGACCAAAGGGUCUGUUUCCGUGCUGUAUGACUCUAAUUAGAGAAUAUGCUUUUUAAAAAAAGAAACUUUUUUAAUGCCAAAAUUGGUAAUUUCACAUUUUCCCCAUUACACACAAUUUGCCACAUCUUUGCCAAUUCACUUAGCCUAUCUAUAUCUUUUUGUAGCCUCCUUAUGCUCUCUUUACAACUUGCAUUCCUACGUAUCAUUGUAUUGUCUUCAUAUUUGGCAACCACACCUUCUUUCGUUUCAUCUAAACCACUUUAUAAUUUAGAACAUAGAACUGUAUAACCCGGGAACCGGCUCUUCAGCCCACGUUAUUGUGCCAAACACGACACCAAAUUAAGCUAAUCCUUUUUGCCUACCUUUUGCUUUGUAUCCCUCCAUUCCUUUCAUGUGCUUAUCUGAAAGUCCGUUUAAAUGCCCCUAUGGUAUCUGCCUCCACCACCAUCCUGGUAGUGCGUUCCAGACUCUUACUGCUCACUGUGUAAUGUACAUGCUCCUGGCAUCUCCUUUGAACUUUCUCCCUCUCACCUUGAAUGCAUUUCCCCAAGUUUUAGACUUUUCAACUCUGGGUAAAAGAUCUAGUGAACCCUGCUGGAAGGUAAGCAGGAGAGUAGACGUUAGAGACAAACCACAUCUUCCUUGCAUGUGGUGGAGGCUCCUCCUGCACCCGUCAAAUAUUUGUUGACACUCACUGUCUAGCAUUAGGAGUUGAAGUACAUCCACUCCAGCCAGUUUCUUGAGAACUACAGUACAGGAAUGGCUGCCACCUUCUGAAGUGGAGGGGAGUUAAGAUUUUGUUGAAAUUGUUUUUGACAGGAAUUGUUUGCAUACAGUCUUCCAAAGGGGAGGAAAGGCUAGGUGAGAUUCGAACUGCUUUAAAACUCAGUACAGAGUUAAAAUCGGACCCCAUGCUCAGCAUCUGGAUCUACUGAAGUUGCACAAAAUUAAUAUUCUUUGUUCAUGCUGAAAAAGUUUAGGAUAUUAUUUUGCAUGUGUAUCAGUUUCCAAAGAUUAAAAUAAAAUGUUUCUGAAAUAGCAA